Molecule: messenger RNA, 1168 nt
Organism: Tarenaya hassleriana
Lineage: Eukaryota; Viridiplantae; Streptophyta; Magnoliopsida; Brassicales; Cleomaceae
Product: CLAVATA3/ESR (CLE)-related protein 10-like
Exons: 1
Coding region: 43-567 (174 amino acids)
Source: RefSeq, a predicted model, not a curated record
GUGGACCCUUUUGAAUUUUCUCUUCCGUAAUAACGUCGUUUCAUGUGUAUCCUAUGCCUUGCAUUAAUAAACCCUCAAUUUUCUUUCACCAUUUCCCCCCCUUGCAUCUCUGACUUUCCCUCCCUGAUCCUUUCUCUUUCAAGAAACCCCUCUCUCUCUCUCACUCUCUCUCUCUCUCUCUCUCUCUCACGUCGAAGAGAUCUCUCUCUUUCACGGCGGAGAACAAUGCCGAGUCAUAUGGACCGUCGGAUCUUCAUCGCCCUCGUCUUCGUUUUCAUCCUCCUCCUCCUCCUCUCAGCCGCCGCCGGAAAUCCGAGUUCAAGAAACUUCAAGAGUCUCCGGAGCCGCCACGUGGGUCAGAGGGUUCAUCCGUACUACGCUCCCCCACACCGUUCAUGCAACACGUUCUCCCGUCCGUAUGCUCGUUCUAUGUGCAUUGAGCUCCAACGUCUCCAACGCAGCCGCCACCCGCCCCUCUCUCCACCGCCGCCGCCGCCAGAGAUCGACCCGAGAUUCGGCGUCGAAAAGAGACUCGUCCCUUCCGGUCCAAACCCUCUUCAUAACUGAAGAAACCUACUCCAUUAUACAUAUAUAUACCUACAUAAACACCCAUAUAUAUAUUAUAUGCAUGCCGACGCUAUAUUCACAUGUCCGUAAUUAAAACCUCUGCUCUCGCAUUUCUUGCUUCGUGCGCGGGAGAUUAUGUGACUGCACGUUUCUUGGAGUGAUUGAUUUCGACUGUGGCUUUGAACCUUACCUUUUGAUCCACCGAGAGGGUUAGAGUUUCGUUGUCAACAAGAGGGUGUCAUUUUUUUUUUUCGGGUAGGGCUUUUUUUGGCGUUUCGCUUCUAGUUUGAGGAUAUUAAUGUACGUCGUACGUUAUGGGGAAUGCUAUUUGCUAUUUCCAUGCUUGUUUUUGUUCUAUUAUGAUUUGGAAGAGGCGGAAACAAGCCUGGAAAUGGUGAAUUUAAUAUUUGCAUGGAAAUAGAGGAUUGCUGGAAGAAAGUGAAUACUGUUGGGGAGAGAGAGAGAGAGAGAGAGAGAGAGAGAGAGGUGGAGGAUCAAGAGAAACACAUGAGUUCCAUAAAUUUGGGAACUGUAACUUAUUUUGUAAUAUGGGCUCUUGCUGUUGGUCGUUGUGGAAUCUGAUGGGCCAUUCAGUACUGUA